UUUUCAUUUGUUAUCUCUUCUGUAAAUACACCUUUAUCCUAUAAAAGAACAACGCAGCUCACUCCUCCUCCCUUGUGCUGUGAAAAAUUGGAGAAAAAAUGCAGAAUCAGAACUUGUCUGUAGCUAAAACCCUAAACCCUGCCUUCUCAACUCUUCAAUCACCAUCCCUAGCCCAAUACUUCAACCCUCUUCGCAGAACACUACCCACAAUUCCAUCUACCUAUAGAACUCCGAAGCCUCUCUCUAUCCGAGCCCAGAACCGGGAACUCGCAAUUUCCCGGCGAGAAUAUAGUCACCGGAGGGAUAUCCGGUCAUUUGCCGGCCGAAGCAAAGGAAAAUCCGGUGGAACUUCCCCCGGGCGCAUUGAGGGAAGCGCCGAAUUCCGACGACAAGCUAAACGAAAUGCUCGCCGGAAAAGUAAGAAAUUAGCUGAGAGCCUUUUCUACCGGCUGAAGAAUCCACAUGGAAACUACCCGGAUAAUUUCUCCGAGGAAGAGCUGCAAAUGAUUGGUUUGGGGUAUGAUAGAAUGGUUAGGUUCAUGGAGAAAGAUGACCCAAAUCUCAAACACCCGUAUGAUUGGUACAAGUAUGGUCAAUUUGGCCCAUAUUCUUGGCGUGGAGUUGUAUUAGGGGAGCCUAUUCGAGGGCGAUUCUCCGACGCAUGUGUAUCGAUGAUUGGUGAGGUAAGGGACCAAGAAGAGUGGGAGAAGAUUGAGCAACAUGAAAUGGCUCAAGAAUUUCAGAAUAGAUUGGAUGCAAUGGAUAAAAAUGUGGGCUUUAGAUACUUUUGGGUGUUUGUUAGGCAUCCUAAGUGGAGGAUAUCAGAUUUUCCUUGGCAACAAUGGACUUUGGUGUCUGAGGUUGUCGUUGAAUCUGGGAAUCAGAGGUUGGAUAAAUGGAAUUUGAUGGGGCGGCUCGGGAAUAAGGCAAGGUCAUUGAUCACACAAUGUGCAGCAUGGAUGAGACCUGAUAUUGUAUAUGUACAGAGACCUGUAUAUCAGUGUAGGUUUGAGCCUCAAAAUGACUUUUUUAAGGCGUUAACGCCUUUGCUUGAUCCAGAAACUGAACAGGAUUGUUUGUUUGAAUUGGAGGAUGAUGAUGGAAGGGUGGAAUUCUGUACUUAUUUUGGUGGGUUGUGUAAGAUGGUUAGAGUGAAUCCUAAGGCAUUUGUGGAUGAUGUGGUAAAAGCUUAUGAGAAAUUGAGUGAUGAGAAGAAGUCCAAGUGUUUGGGGUUCUUGUUAGACAAUCAUCCUGUGCCUUUGUUGCAUCCUUAUACUAAGGAGUGGAAGGCGAAGUUGGAGGAAAUGGAGAUGGGUUGUGAUGCACCGGAUGAUGAUGAUUAUGGCAGUAAUAACAAGGGAGAGACUGAGAUAGUGGACUGGAUUGAGGACGCAGAGGAUGGUGAAGAUGACGAUAACAAUGAAGAUGAGUACGAUGUGGAUUUGGAUGCAAGUGAAGAUGAAGAUGAUGAACUGGGUAUCAAGGAUGAUGACGAUUCAGGUCAGGAAGAGGACGCGAGAUUCUGGGAUGAUGAAUUUAAGAAGGCAUUGGGUAGCAACGAAGCAAUGGAAAAAUUUGCCAAGAAAUAUAUGGAAACAUCGACAAAGUUUUAUGAAAAACAUAUAAAUGCAAUGGAAGACAAGGGAAAACUAGCAAAUGGAGAUGGUGGAGAUGAAUUGGCAAUGAGAGGUGUUAGAGCUAAAGUAAGCCCACAGGAGUGGGAGAGUCUUGGAUUUGGUUCUUAUAGAAGGAAACUUAAGAAAGGUAAAACGCCUCCUGAAUUGUUCAUGAGAGCUGCAGUCAGACCAUUCACUUAUAAGAAUCUGGUAAAGGAAAUUGUUUUAACCAGACAUGCUAUACUAGAAGGCGAGAUCAGUAAGAAGAAAUGAGAUGUUUACCAGCUUUUGCAAUUGGGUAGGAGUAGAUACAAAGAUUCAUUGUGCUACACUGCAUAUGUCAUACUGCAGAAACUAUGUAUUGUUUAAGGAGCUAAGUUAUUUUCUCGUAUAAUUUCACUUGAGAG
Solanum dulcamara is the source of this 2023-nucleotide messenger RNA. RefSeq lists its product as uncharacterized. The transcript has a single exon. Bases 99 to 1889 code for a protein of 596 amino acids. NCBI's taxonomy places the organism in Eukaryota, Viridiplantae, Streptophyta, Magnoliopsida, Solanales, Solanaceae. The record is from RefSeq and is a predicted model, not a curated record.